AUGUAACCUAAUGUAUAUAUGAAUGAAAUAAGGAAAGAGAAGGAAUGGCUAACUAAUUAAAGAUAAGCAAUUCAUUAAAAAAAAGAAUAAAAUAAAUUACCUAAUGGAGAAUUCGAAUUUAAACCACCUAAAACAAUUGAAGAUUAACUUGAAGAAUUAUAGGUAGUCUUAUUAUUUAUUUUAGUAAUAAUGUUUAAUGGGUUUAUAUGAUAAGAAACUUUCAAUAAAAGGAUAUAAAGGAACAUUCAAAUUGGAACAUUGGAAAAUGAUUGAAUUACGUUAAAGAGGCAAUUCAUCAAUAUAAUAAGUAAGAUUCAUUGAUACUAAAUUGGAAAAAGAAAAUUUAAUGAUAUUACCAUUGUGGUUUAGUUGGGUAAAGACUUAGAAUUUAGUUAUUGAAUUUUAACAUAAUGAAUUAGAUGAUUAAUGUGUUGAAGAAUUCAUUUUUUAAAUUUUUGAAAGAAAUAUCAAUUUAUAAAAAGUAAAAUAUAGAAAUAAUAAUGAUUAGAUGUUUUUAAUAAGUAAUCCUGGUGUUUAUAAAGGAUUUCUGCUUAGAAAAUUAAAACAUUAUUUAGUUAAAAAAUAUGAGAAUAAUAUGGAUUUUUAUUAUUUAUUAUUAAAGAACAAAGCUAAAUUAUCUUUUGCAAUAAUAAAAAUAUAAAGAAAUUGGUAAGUUUAAAAAAUAAGAGAAGAAAGAGAACUUGCAAUGAAGAAAAUAGAUCAAACAUAUUAUUUUAGUUUUAAUUUAUCUAAUUGUUUUACUCAAAUAAAUUGGAAAGGAUUUGAACAUCUAAUAAGAUGUACUUAUAGUUUUGACAAUUUAGAAUAAAUAUCAUCUUUAGAUAUAUCUGAUAAUUAUUUAGGUACUUAAAGUAGUUUUAAUAAUGCAUGUUAAAAUUUAGCUACAGCUAAAGGAUUAGUAACAUUGAAAUUAAGAAAUCAACCAUUAUUUCACAAUACAACAGCAAUACAAUAAUUGAUUGGAGAUCGAUAUGAUCGUUUAAGAAUAAAUCAUUUAGAUAUAUCAGAUAAUUCAGAUAUUUUUGAGAAGGCAUUUCAAUUAUUGGCUGAUGAUAUAUUUUUAGAAUGUAAAACAAUUAAUUUAAAUAAUUCAUUAACUGAAAAUAAUAGUACUCUUUAUAAAUUGUCUAUUUUGAUUUAAGCAUUUGAAAGAUAGAAUAAUAAAUUUGAAAUUUAAGAAAAAUUAUAAAAAUCUAGUUUAGGUAUAAUAUAAUAUAUUAUAUAAGGAAAAUAUAAAUAUAAAAGUAAAUUAUAAUCAUUAGAUUUAUCAAAAGUUGAAAAUUUUAAUAGAUAUGAUUAAAUUGAGGCUUUAUUAAAAACAGUGGUUUUUAGUGAAUUUAGUAAUGUUAGAACACAUAGUAAUAAAUAUUAAUUUAAUAUUAGCAUUAUAAAAUUUAGAUGUAGGUAGAACUGAAAUAUAUUGUAAAGCUUUGAAUUAAUUUUAAUCUGAUUUCAUUUAAAAAAAAUCUAAAAUUCCUAAAUAUAAAGAUUUUAAAUUAAAUUUAAAACAUAUUAUUUUUACAGAUUCAGAAUAAGAAUAUACAAUGAAAAUUGAUAUUUUAAAGUAAUUCUUUUUAGAUUAUUUAUUUACAAAAAAAAAGUCUCUACUUCAAAUUGAAAGUUUUAAAUUUAUUAAAAGUUUUACUAAAAAAAAUAGAAAAGAAGCAUUCAAAUUAGCUGCAGCUUAUAUAUUAGAAGUAGUUCAUAAGAGUCCAAAUCUAGAAUUUACUAUAAAUGACUUAAAGUUUUUUUCAGCUUAAUUAGAAUUAGAUUUGUAAACAUUUAAAUGCUUGUUACUUAUUCCAAAUAUAAAAUUGAGGGUUUUUAAAUAUUUUAAAGACUCCAUGAAAGUAUUACUUUAAAAACAUUCAUAUAGGGUGAAGGCAAUAUAUAUUUAAAUGAACUUGAAGGAUUUCUUUUAUCUUAGCCAGAAUGGUUCGUCCAUAGUUUAUAAAUCUUAAAAUUAGAUACUAUAACAGGAAUAUCUUUUGAUGUAAGUAAAUUAAUUAAGCUUGUAAUAUAUUGUCCUAAACUUUAACUUAAAGAAUUUCAUUUUUAUAAAAUUAAACUUACUAAAUCUAGUUUAGCAGCCAGAGAAUUAGAAUUACAUAUUUAAAAUUCUAUUGAUCCAAAUAGAAUAAUUGGAUUAAGAAGUUUAAAAUUUGGUGAUUUUUAAGAAGCAGGAGAAGAAGAAUUCUUUAAAUAUAUUGUCUUUAGUAAAAUAAUUAGAUUAAAAGAAUUGAUUUUAAAGAAUAUUGAUUUUAAUUAAUUAAUUUAAAAUCUAUAAUCAAAUAUAAUACCAAAGAAUAUAAAUACAUUAGAAGAAUUAUAAUCUUUAGAAUUUGAGGAUAUCAAUAUAUAAUCAAAAGAAUUAUGGAAUUAACUUUCUAAAAUAUUUAUAUUUCAAAAUAAAAAAUUGAUUACACUAACAUAUAAUUCAAUUAAUAUAGAUAUAAAUUUCAAUUUAGGCAUGACUUAAUCAACUGUACAAUAUAUAUCAUAAGCUAAAUCUAAAUAAAAAAAUGAGGAUUUCUUAUUACCAAUUACUGAGUUAAAAUUUAUUGAUUGUAAUUUAAAUAGUGAUUUUUUAUCCUUUUUCUUUCCAAUAGCUUAAAUAGAAAAAUUAGAGAUUAUUAAAUGCAAAAAUGUUUAAUAAUCUAUGCUUAAAAUUAGAGAAAACUAUAUAGAUGAAAUUAAUUAAUUUGCUUUAAAAUUAUUUACAUUAAAGGAUUGUGAAUUUACAGAUAUAAAUAUAUUUGAAUGGAUGGUGAAUUAUUUAAUUUUGAAUUUAGAUAGAUAAUAACUUGAAACUUUAAAUUUAAUAAAUUGUAAUUUAAAUGAUGAUAUGAUUAUUAUUAUUUGCAAAUAAUUAUAAUAAAUCACAAGUAAAAUAUAACAAUUUAAAAGAAUAUUUUCUUUAAGAUAAAUAAAUUUUUCUUAAAAUAAUAAAAUCAAAGAAUUAUAAUGGAUAAAUGUAAAUAUUUUAAAUUAUAUUUUUAAUAGUUAUUUAAUACUAUUUUGAAUUAAAAUUAGACAAUGUAAUAUGAAUUAGCAGCCUAAGAUUCACUUAGAAAAGAUGAUGUCAAUAUUUUAAUAAAUGAAAAUUUAUUAUUUGUUGAUUAAACACUUUUAAAUUUAAAAUAAAAAUUGUAUUACAAUCAUAAAAUUUUUAAACCAAAUUUCCCAAAAUAACUUAAGAAAUUAGAAAUUGAUUUAUAAUUGAUCAAUUAAUUUAAGAAUUAAAAUAAUGAAUAAAAUUUUUAAUAAUAAGAAUUCAAAAGAAGUUUAUAUUAAAGAAUUAUAACUGGAUUUAUUAUCUAUCCUGAAAGUUAAUUAAAAAAAUUAAAAUUAUCUAAUGUAGAUUUAGAUUUAUUUAUGUUAUGUUGUAAUAAUAGUAUUGAGUUCUCAUAAAAAUAUUUGGAAUUAUCUUUAACUAGUACAUAAAAAUAGUAAUUUAUUAAUAUAUAAUAAAUACAUAUACAUUAAGUAACAACAUAAAGUAGAAUUAGUAUUGAAUAAUUUUAUAAACUAUUUCUUUUUAAUCAUUAAGUUAAUUUGAGGAAAUUAUCAAUUCAUGGUUUUAAAGAAUAAUUUUUAUAAAUCUUUCUUAAUUUAAGUGAUAGUAGAACUAAUUAUGUUCUUGAGAAGGUAUCCUUUGAAAAUUGUGAAGAUAAAUUAAAUGAAAGUUAGACUCAAAAAUUUAUUGAAUAAUUAAUUGUUGGUAAAGUAUUUCCAAUAAAAGAAAUAACAAUUCCAAAAGGAGUUAUAUUUGAUUAAAUAAAAUAAUUUGAUUUAAAUUAAGCAAAUGAUUGUAAAAUUGAAAAAAUAAAAUUGUCAAUUGAAGAUAAAGGUAGAAAUCAUAUUUCAACUAUUUAUAAGAUAUUCUCUUUAUUAUUUUGUUAAAUGUCAAAAUUAUAAUUUUUAGAAAUCACAACUUAAAAUUCAGAUAGUAUAUUUUAACAUAUUUAUGAUGUUUGUAAAGCUGAUAAAUUAAUAUUAAAAAGUCUUAUAAUAAAUGGUUCUUUAGGUGUUGAUAUUGAUUUUUUUAAUUUCAUAUCUAAAUCUGUUGAAACCUUAACACUUUUAAAAAUAGAAAAAGUAAUUUAUUUAAAAUAAAAUGAUACAAAUAAUUUAUUGUAAUAAAUAUACAAAAAUCCUAUAUAAGGUAGUAUACUUGAUCUUAAUUAUAUUGAACAUGAAGAUACUUACUUUUUAUAUUAUAAUUUAAUAUUUAAUGAGAUGUUUGGAUUUACUAAUUUAGUUUUAAGAAAUCCUUAAAGUUUUGCCAAUUUAUAAUUAAGUUAUUCCAUAUAUAAAAUCAAAUAUUUAAAAUUAGAUAUGGGAAUAAAUUAUAAUUCAAAUAUUGAAUUAGAUAAUGAUGCUUUAACAUUAAUUUCAUCUAAAAUGAUUUAUAGUGAAGAUAGUAUAUUAGAAGAAUUAGUUUUAAUGAAUUGUGAUUUAAGAGUUCCUGCAAUAAAAGCAAUUGUUAGUCCUGCUUAAAAGUUAAGAGAUAGAAUUAAUUAUUCUAGUAGAUAAAAAUCAUUUUAUAUGAGUAUAAAAAGAAUAUGCAUUUUAUUUUCUUUUCAUAUAGGAGAAGAAGGAAUGGACAUUUUAUUCAAUAAUUUAAUAUAUUUUGAAUAUGUAAAUAUUGAAAGAAUAGAAUUAUAAGCAAUAGAAUUAGAUGAUAAAAUUAUAACUGAUAUGAUAAAACAUGCUACUGAAUGGUUACAUUUUUAGAGAAGAAAUUAAAGAUAAUUUGGUAAAAUAUUUCCAAUUAGAUACUUAGAUAUAGGAAAAAAUGAAUUAUUUUAAGAUAAAGCAAUAUGGUAGAAAUUUCUUAGAACUUUUGUUUUUACAGAUAAAACACCUUAUUUAGAAAUAUUGAAUUUACAUAUGAUGGCAUUGAAUGAUUCAAUAGCAACUCAUAUUGCUUAUAAUGCAUAGAAAUUUUUGAAUUCAAAAGGUAAAAAAUAUCAAUUUCCAUUAAAAAGAUUAAAUUUUUCUAAAAAUAAUUUUUUAACAGAGAUUGGAUGGGAGAAUAUUUUUAAUAAUUUUAUUUUCCAUCCAAAAGUUAAUUUAAUUGAAUUAAAUUUAACUAGUGCUUAAAUAGAUACAGAUGAAAAAUUAAAUAAAAUUUUAUUAUCAGCAUAAAGAAGAGCUUAAUUAUCAAAAAAUAAGAAACUCCCUUUACAUACAUUUUUAUGUUAUGAUGUAAUAUUAAAAGAUUAAAUUGCUUAAUAUAUAUCACCAAAACCAAUUUAAUAUAAACCUCCUGAUGAUUUACCUGUAAAAAUAGAUUAUAAAGGAUGUAGAUUAGGUAUUUUUGAUGAAAUUCCAAUUCAUUUAGGAGAUUAAGUUGAAAUUUUAAAUUAAUUAAUAUAUAAUAGAAAUGAAUUAAUAAUUCCAAGUAGAUUAGAUUUUUGUGAAUGUUUUAAAUUUUCAAAGUUUCAUUUAAAUUUUAUUGAACAUUAUUUAAAAAUUAUAAAUCAUCUUUUAGGUAUAAAUUAAAAUUCAAUUGAAUUAACUUUAAAUUUAGCAACAUUAAAUAGUUUUUCUAAUUUAUUUAGAUAUACAACUGAGAAACCUGCAAAACCAUUUCCAUAUUUUAUGCUUUUUUAAAAAGAAGCUUAUAUAUUUUUGAGUAAAUCUUCAAAUAAAAUAAAGAAUAUAAAUUUAAUAAAAGCAGAAUCAUAAUGUUUAGAAGAAUUAAAUUAAUUUGAUGUAUUAUAAAUAUGGGAGAAUAUAAAAUAUUAUAAAUGUAAUAUAGAUUAAAUUUUAAUGGAAUAUACAUUAAAUGAUGAUUUAGUAGAGAAAAUGUUAUAAAAAGGAUAUACUGAGAGAGAUUUUAUUUCAUUAUGUAGAUUGAUACCACCAUCUAAUGUUAGAAUAUAAGGUACAUUAAGUAUUUAGGCAAUAAAAGGUUUAUAUUCAAUCUUAUAUGAUAUUUAUUACUUUUAAUAUUCAGUUAUAGAUUAUAAAUUUGAUAAUUUUUUAAAUAUUGGUAUAGGAUAUGGAUUAAGAGAAACAGCAUAUAAAAAAGUUGAAGGUAGUACUUGGUCAAACUUUUAUAGAAUGAUUCAAUAUAACUUUUAUAAUAUAUUUGUAAAGCCAACAUAAAAAUAUGUAUUUGAUGAUUAAGUAAUAAAAUUAAAUUAAUAUUUGUCUAAACAAAAAUUUAAUUUAUUAUUAUUAGCUUUUACAAACUUUUUAUUUUUUGGUGCAGCUAUUGUAGCUCCAUUUUUCUUAAUUGAAUUUACAACCAAAGAAAAUGAAUAAUAAUGUUAAGUUACAAAAGGUUAUUAAUAAUAUUAUUGUUAUGCAGCAUUUGCCUUUAUUUCAGCAUUAAUAGAAGGAUAUCUUUAUUUUUCUAUCUGUGAUAUAAUACCUGAAUAUAUAACAUAAAUGGAACAUGCUUAAUAAUUUAAUGAAUCAGAAAUUAUAAUAAAUUAAUAUAAAUAAUCUAAUAUUUCAUUAGAAAGUAAUAGAGCUAAUUUAACAGAUGAUAAAUUGGCUAAUUCAUAAUUUAAAGAUAGAUACAAAAAGAAAAUUGAAAAAUCUUAUAAAUCUUUUUUAUCAAAAAUUAAUAGAGUAGGCAAAUCAAAAUUUGUUACUUAAAUUAAUAGAAUUAUUUAAUUUUCAAUGUCUUAAUUAUUUAAAUUUGAUCUUUUUGGUGAUGUAACAUUCAUUUUAGUUUUAUAGAAUUGUAAUUACAUUGAAUUAUUUUAUUUGACAUGUAUCAUAACUGGUUUUACAUAAGGAAUUAAUUUUAUUUAUUUUCUAUACUUAAUAACAAAAGGACUUUUCUAAUCUAAUAAAUCAAUCUAAUAAUUAUCAUCUCAAUUUAUUAAUGAAUUUUAUUCAAUUGGAUUUUUAGGAAGAAAUUCUGCUCUAUCUAAUUUAUUAGAUUCUAUUGCUCCUUAUAAUGUAUCAGUAAUUCCUAAUAAUAAAUUAACUAGAGCUAUACUACCAAAUUAAGCAGGAAAAUCUAUGAGUAAUUUAGUUAAAGUAUAUUAUUAUUAUUUAUAAAUUUAGGGUUACUUUUUUUAAUUUAUUUUCGAAGAUUUACCUCAAAUAGUAAUAUAGACUUAUUUUACUGUUAAUUAGGCUUGGAAAUAAGAAGGAGAUUUAGAAUUCUUAACAUAUCUAAGAAUAGCUAUAUCAUUAUUAACAGUUGUUACAUCCUUUAUAAGGUAUAUAAUAAUUAUUAUAAUUUAGAUUCAUGUCAAUAAGACCAACAAUAUUAGUAUAAGAUGAUUUUGAUAAAUUAAGUGAAAGAAAGAAAUUUAAUUAUAAAAAUAUAAGAAAAGAUUUAUUAGAAAAUGAGAAAAAAUAAUUAUAAAUUUAUUCAGAGUUUAGUUCGCAUCCUAACAAUGAACAAAAUGAACGUAAUUUAGAUGAAACUCAUCCAUUAAAUUUUUAGUAAUCAUAUUAAAUUCCUUGA
Paramecium primaurelia is the source of this 7462-nucleotide messenger RNA. The record is from the annotation of a GenBank genome assembly. NCBI's taxonomy places the organism in Eukaryota, Ciliophora, Oligohymenophorea, Peniculida, Parameciidae.